AUGUUCGCUGCGGCGACUAAGAACUUUGUGAAGCAGGUGGGAGACACAGGUCGGUUGAUCCCUGUACCGAGCCUGAGUGAGGCUGACCGCUACCAACCCCUCAGCCUGGUCACCAGGAAGAGGAAGAGACACUUCUGGAAGAAAACCAAGUACGCCUCAACCCCCUUCUCCCUGAAAGACAUCCUGGUGGGGGAGAAGGAGAUCACAGCAGGGGUGUCGUCCUACCAGCUCCUGAACUAUGAGGACAAGUCUGACGUGGCCCUGAACGGCAGAUUAGGGAACCACCUGCUGAACGACGUGGGGUUCAACAUCAGUGGUUCAGACUCUGUGGCUGUCAAAGCCUCCUUUGGGAUCGUCACCAAACACGAGGUAGAGGUCCCAACUCUGCUCAGGGAACUCAACUCCAGGAAAGUGGAUCUGGAUCACUGUCUGAUUCGUCAGUCCAAAGAAAGUGGGCGGAGUGUUCUCUGCAUUGUCAUGGAGAGCAUCCGUUCGACGCGUCAGUGUUCUCUCACUGUCCACGCUGGCAUGAGACGGACGACUAUGAGGUUUCAGAUUGAAGAUGGUCAAAACCCCAAAGGUCGAGACAAGGCCAUAGUGAUCCCAGCUCACACCACCAUCGCAUUCAGCAUCUUUGAACUGUUUGUUCGAUUGGAUGGACGACUUGACGACAGGACGUUUGAGGAGCUCACCCACACCCACUCAGACACCUACAUGGACGACGUAGUGACAGACUACUAUGAAAAGGCAGCCAGCAUGACGGACGUCUCCUCCACCUACCCGAGAGGGGACUCCCACUCCCGUGUCAACCUCCUCAACCACAACAUCCCCAAGGGCCCCUGUGCCCUGUGUGGCAGGGGCCAGACACCGAGGGAGACGGUAUACGGCUGUCUGGAGUGCUCCUCCGGCGGGCACAAGUACGUCAGGCUACACGUGGUGCCUUGUUUCGACCUGUGGCACAAGACGCUCAGCUGAAGAGAUGGACUCAGGAAGAGAGAGAGAGGUCAUCCCUGAUUAGGCAUAUAGUACCUAGCUAAUAGCCCUGUGCCAUACUGACAGUCAGAAAACUGGGGCUGGACAAUGUCUGUAGUACUGUAUCUGAUUUGGAGCUGCCUUCCACUCCCCCUCAAUGGAUCCUCCCAAGUGACUCCCUCCGUUAGUCUACAUUAGUCUCCUCUACUCUAUUCCAUCUCUAUUCCAACUAUUUCAUCUACACUUGACCUUGUUGUGGCCUCAUUCUGCUGGUUUCAAAGUGUGUCAUCAGGUCUUUUGGGUCAUCACCUGACGUUCAGUGUUUGUAGUGGGGUGUUUCGACCUCACCAGGUCAGUGGGACAUUGUAAUGGUGAAAAGAGAGUGAAGAGGCUGUAAAUCUACAUUCAUAUUGCCAUGGUUACGUGACACGGAUUCUCCUUUGUUGUUAUGUUUUUGUGACAUUUCGUUUUCUAUGGCUGGAUGAUUUAUUUUUAACUAAAGAUUGAGGUUUUCUCUGUA
Molecule: messenger RNA, 1492 nt
Organism: Oncorhynchus gorbuscha (pink salmon)
Lineage: Eukaryota; Metazoa; Chordata; Actinopteri; Salmoniformes; Salmonidae
Gene: pjvk
Product: pejvakin
Exons: 5
Coding region: 1-975 (324 amino acids)
Biological process (GO): programmed cell death
Cellular component (GO): cytoplasm
Source: RefSeq, a predicted model, not a curated record